Messenger RNA from Manduca sexta (tobacco hornworm), 2387 nucleotides. RefSeq names its product alpha-N-acetylgalactosaminidase. Bases 362 to 1690 code for a protein of 442 amino acids. The record is from RefSeq and is a predicted model, not a curated record. Gene Ontology annotation, molecular function: alpha-galactosidase activity. Lineage: Eukaryota; Metazoa; Arthropoda; Insecta; Lepidoptera; Sphingidae. The transcript has 10 exons. Gene Ontology annotation, cellular component: cytoplasm. Gene Ontology annotation, biological process: glycosylceramide catabolic process; glycoside catabolic process; oligosaccharide metabolic process.
GCUGCCUUCUCAGCUCUCAGUCGCCGCUACACGGAGACCGCGGCCGCUCGCUCGCUUCCGUACCGAACACUCGAAAUCCGAGAAAGUGAUUCGUGAAUUAUAUCGGUGAUAAGUUUUGGAGGAUUUUGGCGGAGUGAGCGCUUAAGUCUCCUUGAUAACUGAUGCGGCACUGUUCGGAUUAGGACCUACACCGACCAACCUCCUUAACAUAACCUCAAAAGAAAUGACAGCUGAGUGACAUUAAAAUUUUACAUUCGCGCCUAUAAUUAUUUUUGCUUUCGCGACAAAAAUAGUGUCGAAAAUUAUGAGGAUACGAUCCUUGGCGAGAUAAUAUUAAAUUCUUUUCUGUGAUAAAUUUGUGAUGGCGUCGUGGAAGUCGAUCGUGGUUUGGACUUUGUGUGUGGUGGUAGCGCUGCUGGGGAACAUCUCGGGGCUGGACAAUGGGCUAGCCCUGACGCCUCCCAUGGGAUGGCUGGCUUGGGAAAGGUUUAGAUGUAACACCGACUGCAAGAAUGAUCCUGAUAAUUGUAUCAGUGACCGUCUGUUCCGCACGAUGACCGAUAUCCUGGUAAACGAGGGAUACGCAGCUGCUGGCUACGAGUACAUCAAUGUAGACGACUGCUGGCCUGAGAGGGAGCGUGACCCCCACGGCAAGCUGGUGCCGGAUCGGGAGAGGUUCCCGUAUGGCAUGAAGAGCCUGUCUGAUUACGUGCACAGUAAAGGCCUCAAGUUCGGAAUUUACGAGGACUACGGUAACUUCACAUGCGCGGGGUAUCCCGGCGUCGUCGGACACUUGGCUGGAGAUGCAUCAACGUUCGCAUCCUGGGGGGUGGACUACGUGAAACUGGACGGUUGUUACGCUCUCCCUGUGGACAUGGACUACGGUUACCCCGAAUUCGGACGCCAGCUCAACCUGACUGGCCGUCAGAUGGUGUAUUCCUGCAGUUGGCCUGUGUACCAGAUCUACGCCGGUAUUCAGCCCAACUUCUCGUCAAUCAUAGAGCACUGCAACCUGUGGCGCAACUUCGACGACAUCCAAGACUCGUGGGCGUCCGUCGAGUCUAUCAUAGACUACUACGGAAACCAUCAGGACGUUAUCGUGCCUAAUGCUGGACCAGGACAUUGGAAUGACCCUGACAUGCUGAUCAUCGGCAACUUCGGCCUGUCAUACGAACAGAGCAAGACUCAGUUCGCGAUAUGGGCUAUCCUGGCGGCGCCGCUGCUCAUGAGCGUGGACCUGCGCACCAUCAGGCCUGAGUACAAGGCGAUCCUGCAGAACAGGAAGAUCAUCGAGGUAGACCAGGACCCGCUCGGCAUUCAGGGCAGAAGGAUAUACAAGCACCGAGGCAUCGAGAUUUGGUCUAGGCCGAUCCUGCCGAUCCAGGGCCAGUACUACUCGUAUGCGGUGGCGUUUGUGAACAGACGGACGGACGGGACGCCCUCGGACGUGGCUGUCACUCUGAGGGAGCUCGGACUCAACAACCCGUCCGGGUACAGGGUUGAGGACUUGUACGAGGACGUGGACUACGGCGUGCUCUCGCCGCAGACGAAGAUCAAAGUGAAAGUGAACCCGUCAGGUAGUGUGGUCAUCCUGCGAGCGGAUGCGCAACCGAGCUACGCGUACAACGCGAUCACAUCGCGGACAACGUACGCGCCACUCAACGACGUGUUCAGACUAACUAAGAAAUAGCGCCAUCUAUCAACCGCGCGCCGAAACGACAACUAGCCCAGUCAGUUAGGAUCCGCAAGUACAACACACACAGCGCACUGGACGGUCAAUAUCACUUUACGGAUUGACGGUUCGAUUGAUGCUUUAAUUUUUCAAUGUAUAGUUAGUAUUUUAAUUUUUAUGUAUGAUAGUGUCUUUUUUUUAUUAAUGUUUGGAGUAAUUCAAUCGAGAUUAGUUUGUUAACUUAUAAACGCUUUGAUAUGGAAAUUUAGAAUAUUAAAUAAAACUGAUAAUAUGAAUGUUUUGUUUAUAAAUGUGAUAGGAUACGUCUGGGGUUGGCCCCAAAAUGGUAGAGAAAAUAUUUUCUUUAAUUUUUCGCUAUUUAAUACAAAAUACAUAACAAUAGUAGCUUUAAAUAAUACCCUCAUUCAGGACAAACAAGUCUUAAUACAAACCAUCAGUCCAUAUUGACCGUUCGCGGGCGCUCUUAGUAUAUUUCCACUCGAAUGGUGUGAAAGAAGUUACCAGCCGGUGCGUAUCUCUUGCCCUUAGGUUACAUGUUAUUUAUGUUUCGCUCGCUGCCUGAGUUCAUGUGUAACAUGCGUGAAGAUAUGAAUAUUUUGCCAUUACGUUGUACGUAGGAUAAGUGUGUACAUUUUAGGUGCCUUUAAAUGUAAGAUUUUUUUGUAGAAAACUCAAUAAAUAAUAUUUACAAUUA